Messenger RNA from Homo sapiens (human), 6321 nucleotides. RefSeq names its product keratinocyte proline-rich protein. The record is from RefSeq and is a predicted model, not a curated record. The transcript has 7 exons. Lineage: Eukaryota; Metazoa; Chordata; Mammalia; Primates; Hominidae. The coding region runs from base 1 to 1956 and encodes 651 amino acids.
AUGCCGUCCUUGAGGCUCUCACACAUGCACACAGACGCUCCGUCCUCUCCCACCCGCCCCCCCGCCACCCCGGGCAGGCCAGGAAGUCCCAUCUGGGGCCUCCCACCCCGAGGGUUGCCGUCAGUCCGUGUGCCCAGGCAUCGGGGCCUGCAGCCUCCACAGACAGCGAGACCUGUGUGCGAAGCAGACUCUGUCCUAGGGACAGUGCUGACCCUACAAGGCUGGGUCACUGGAGGCUCCCCGGGUCCAGUGGCUUUGGUGGGACUCCUGGCCAGGCUCCUCCUGGGCCGGGCUGGUCUCCGGCCUCCUGCCUCCCUUGGUGGAGCACCCUUGCUCCCCAGCACCUCCCAGGUUCACACAGCUCCUCCCUGGGGCUGCGCACUGACCCAGGGGCAGGAGGUGGGCCAUCCUCUCGGUGGACUGAAGACCUUGUCCGAAGGGAAAGCAGGGCCGGCCCAAGGCCUGGCUGGAAGAGUGGGUCUUGGUGGCAAAGGCGGCCCGUGGGGGGAGCCCACGCGAAUGCUUCCCCGGCGCCCUGAGCCCCUGACCGCGGCUGAGCCUGCGGGAACAGCUUCCGGCUGCCUGCACUGUUUGGGCGCCGUCAUAAGGAGCCGUGACGGCCUUCACGGAGCUCCGGGGCUCACGGGUGUGGCUGACCUGCCACAAAUGGGGCGACAGAGGAGAGGGAGGGUCGGGCACCGAUGGCUCAGGAGGGAAGAGAUCCCUUCUGUAUGGGGAGACGGGGGCUUCCUGGAGGGCACUGGAGCGAGGGGCUCACCAGAAACUAAAAGGCAAACGAAAUCCCUGCUCCAUCACUGCCUGUCCCGGGUCGCGGCGCGGGACAUUUCCUCCAAGCGCCUUCCCGGCCCCGCGCGCAGGUGGCCUGCGCCGGAGGAUCCCGGACAACGCGCAUUUCCUGCGCCCCCGGAAGCGGCGGUAACGCCUGGCCCUGCCCCCGGCAGAGGCGGAAGCACAGUCGCUCUGAGGUCGCCCGUGGCCGCAGGUGCCUCAGCCCAGCCGCGCGCCUUGGCCCUUGGCCGCCUACUCCUACCGCCCCGGCCUUGGGCGGCCCUGGGCCUGCUGCGGGCGCGGCGCUGCCCGACCAGAGCUUCCUGUGGAACGUCUUCCAGAGCUGCCACCUGGCACCGCCCCGGCACCUCCCGCCUCCCCCGCAGCUGCCCCGGACCCGUGUCCCGACCCCCGCGGCCAACCCCGUUCCCUGCCGGUUGCCCCGCGGCCUCCCCCGUCACCUGCCGGGUCCCCAGCGGCCUCCCCCGUCCCCUGCCCCGACCUCCGCCGUCUCCCCCGCCCCUGCCCGGACCCCCGCGGGCGCCCCCGAACCCUACCCCGACCGACGCGGCCGCCCCCAUCCCCUGCCCCGACCCCCGCGGCCGCCCCCAUCCCCUUCCGGGUCCCCCGCGGUCUCCCCCGUCCGCUGCCCGGUCUCCUGGGGCCGCCCCUGCCUCCUGCCCGGUCCCUGUCCUGUGCGUCGGGCCCUUCCCAAGGUGCAGAGGGCGCCACUGCAGACCCGAGGUCGCGGCCACCGGCUCCUGGGCCAGGCCCUGUUUCUCGCCUCGAGCCGUCGGGGGAGGGUCUCCAGGGUGCUUGUUUGGGGAAAGCGGAAACAGACUGUCUGGGCCGCUGUUAAAAUGUCAGCAGCCAAGGAAGAAGCAGCGACCUGGCGUCUGCUCGGGCCAGGAUGAAGCCCCACCCGCUGUACAGGAUGCAAAGCCCUCCUCUAUAAAGUGCGUGCGGGGCCAGAUGCAGUGGCUCACGUCUGACCUCCCAACACUUUGGGAGGCCGAGGCAGGGGCAUCGUUUGAGACCAGCCUGGACAACAUUGUGAGACCCUGUUCCUUGAAUUGCCCUGGGAGAUUUCCUCAGCUUGUACUGGAGGAUGAAGCCCCACCCGCCCUUCAGGAUGCCAGCCUUGGCAACAUUGUGAAACCGCACUGAGAAGGUAUUUGUGGCCCGUAUGCUGAUUGAUUGAUGAGACUUCUUUGCACAGGAGAGCUGCUAAAAAUUACUGCGGUGAACAGUCUUGUUCCAGUGGUUCAUCGGUGACUUCUGUGGCUUCGUCAUCAUUAUCCAUGGAUGAUUCUGAAAGAAUCUCUCCAGUUUUACUGGAAUUGGAUCCUACUAAUUCUUCUGUUUCACGGCAGUCAGAAGAACCACUACUUUCAGGGCCUUCGUUUUCACUACCUUCAGAAUGUAGUAAAUCUUUCUCAGCUUGAGACACAUCAGAUUCCUCCAUUUCAUUAUUUUCCUCAGAAGUCUCUUCAUUCACAGUUGAGGCAUCAUCAGAUUCUUUUUCUUGGUUUUUUCUUUCUGGGACCAUUUCUCUUGAUGUCAUAAAAGACUCUAAAAAUAAGCAAAUGUUGUUGUACUUAAAUUUUAUAUUCAAAAUACCUCCACAGUUAAGUUUUGUGAAUUCUGAUGUUCUGUAGUUCAAAUCACAUCCCCUGAAAUUCAGCAGCAACUGCAUACAGGUGGGAGAAAAGCCCAGCGUCGACAUUACAAGGAGUUCCAUGAUGUACAAUUCUUUCACGAAAACAAUGAAUGCAAGAAUUUGAGGAUCUCCUUACUCCUCCCUUUUACAGAUGGUCUCUCAAUCCCUUCUUCUUCCUCUUCAUCUUCAUCUUCUUCUGAACGCGCUGCCGGGUACCACGGCUUUCUUUGUCUUUAUCGUGAGAUGAAGGUGAUGCUUCUGUUUCUUCUACCAUAACUGAAGAAAUUUCGCUGCAAGUCUCUUGACUGGCUGUUUCUCCGACUUCGCCUUUUUGUCAAACGUGAGUCUUUUUACCUCAUGCCCCUCAGCUUCCACAGCAUCUUCAUCUGGAUGUUUAUUUCUCAAAGGGCUCACUGAGGAAACUUCUGAUUCAGAUGUCGAAGAGUCACUGUGAGUUUUCUCUUCAUUUUGCUGCAAAUUUGCCUCUUUGCUGUCUGUGCUCUCAGGCCACCCAUUUGUUGUCAUGGGGGCUGACAGAGAAACCUUUGGUCGAUUACGUGGCCUGGGUGUCCCAGGCCCAUUUAUAUUAGACCUCUCAGUAUAGCUUGGUGCAUUUCCAGGAAACAUCACACCAUUCAUUCGAUUUAAACUAUUGGAAUUGUUUUUCUCUGAAGAAGGAUAAACACAGCUAACAACCAUCACGUUCUUUUCUACUCCUCUGAGAAAUUUGUCUGUUCCUGUAUAGUUUCUCCUUGGAUCUGUUAACAAUUCACAUAGUCGCUGAAUAGUAAAAGGGAUACGGUUAAAUCCAGUGACAGUUUUCAGUAUUCUUCCCUUUGUUUCAUCAAAGGGAAUAUAUUCGACUUUAGGGUUGGGAGGACCUCUUGGCGCAGGAGCUGAAGUUCUGAAAUCAUCUAUCACUUUCUCCAGUUUGAAAAUAAAAUAGCCUUUAAAUUGGGACCACUGAAUCUGUUUCUCCAGUCUUGGCUACAUGACAAAGGAACUGAUCCAGGACAGGACAGACUUUCUUUUUUGCCUCUUCUCAAAAUCUUCCAGCGCCUCCUGGAGCCUGUCGACGUCCAUGGCUUCCCAGAGUCCCUCACAGCCUCCGUCUCCCUCCGCGGGUCUCUUGGGGACCGGAACGCCUCCCCCCACCCCCCGACAUCCUCCCACUCCCUCGCACACCCUCCAGCACGCAGGCCAAGUGGGGUGGGGGGGAACGAAGGGAGCCAGGGGAAGCGUGUGAGAGAGUGAGACCGACAGAGUGAGCACCUCCCCAAGCCGCUACCACCAGCCCUCCAACAUGGCGCCUGGCACAUCACCCUAAAAAGUCAUUUCUUGGAGAAGCGAUGGAUGACAGAGAUUAAUCUGAGAGUUACUAUUAAUGGAGAAACUUAGAACUUACCAUUUUUCCUGUGAGGUUUCGGUGCUGAUACUUCUAUUCUGUGAGUUCUGGCAAUUGUGUCCGUUCACCCAGCCUGGUGAUGCAGCAGGUGUCACAGAAGGACCCUGUCCCAGCUGGUCCUGCUCCACUGCUAGGAUGGUGUGGCCUCUGAUCUGUGACCGUGUCUUGAGGGGAGACCAGGCCCUUGAUCACAAGCGUAUCCAUGGUGAGGUUCCGUGGAUGGAAGCUCAUGGAUGUUCCUUCCUGAUGUUCAUCUGCCACCAUGCUAUUGAAUGCAUCUUGUUUAUAACUGUCUUCUAAAUAUUGAAUAGAAAUAAAGCAUUUGUACAGUAUGGUUAAGGUAUAAAGAAUAUUGACACAUUGGACACAGAGGACCUCCACCAAGUUUAGGGAGUAGAAUCUGAAGAGACAUAGCUUUGGAUGCUCCCUGGAGGCCCUGCCUGAGUCCCAGUCCCUUCCCUUCUCCUACGGAGGGAAUCAUUUCCUGCUUUAGUCUUUAUUAUUUGCACACUUUCCUUCAUAGUAUGUUUCUUUCACCGUGUGUGUACAUCCCUAAAAGAUAUGCCAUUUAGUUUUUGAACUUUCUGUUUUCUUUUUGAGGCAGGGUCUUGCUCUGUUGCCUCGGCUGUAGUUUUGAACUUUGACGUGAGGGAAUUCUCCUGCGUGGCUGCUCCUGCACUGCAUGGCUCUGAGCACCUGCUCUGUGUCUAUUUUUGUCCUCCAUUCUCUCCCUGAGACCCACCCACACUGACAUGGCUCAUUUUCAUUGCUGCAUGGUCUCCCGUCGUCUGAGGGGAGCAUGGGAAAUGUCUUCAUCUUCCCGUGGAUGAGUGUUUGGCCAGGUUGGGGCCCUUAGGACUGUGUUUUGUUGGGAACGUUCUUGGGCAUUUCUUUUGUACACAGCGCAAGUUUCUUCUGGUCAGUAGCUUUCAAAUUUUAAAAUUUCAUCCCAGGUAAAAAUGUAAUUUUCCUCAUAACCCACAACACACACUCUUUCAUAUACAAGCAUAGCAGAAAUAUACUUCACAAGCGUUAGCAGUGCCUGUUGUUCCUGCUUCUCUCCAUUCUCCCCAACGCUGGCAUGGAUUGGGUUGUGGGAUUUUUGCCCGUCUGGUGGUUGUCACGUGAUAUCUCCCCCUGUUAGGCUGAGCCCCUCUUCAUGUUUUCAUUAGCCAUUCCUCCACAUUUCCUCUUCUGUGGAGGGCCGGUUCAGCUCUUUUGCCCAGUUUCUGUUAAGUUGUUUGAAUUUUUGCACUUUUCCUUUAUUAUUCCUAUUACUAUGUUUUUGAGACAGAAUAUCACUCUGUCACCCAGGCUGGAUGUGAUCUCAGCUCACUGCAACCUCCAUCUUCUGGGUUCAAAUGAUUCUCCUGCCUCAGCCUCCCAAGUGGCUGGGAUUACAGGCACACACCACCAUGCCCAGCUAAUUUUUAUAUGUUUACUACAGAUGGGUUUUCACUAUGUUGUCCAGGCUGGUCUGAAACUCCUGACCUCAGGUGAUUCUCCCACCUCAGCCUCCCAAAGUGCUGGGAUUAUGUGGGUGGCAAGCCACCCAGGCACCGAGGCAAGAGACAGAGGACACGAGCUGUUCCAGUAUAAUAAAAUAUAAAACAAGAAUAGUUAUGCCAGAUAUAGAUCUUAGAUAUGAUUAUAUAUGAAUAUCAUUAAUCAUUAGUUUGUAGCAAUUGCUUUUUAUUCCAAUAUUAUGAUAAUCCUCGCUCUAUAAUCAUAGUGUAGGAAAAACCAGGCCAUACAGAGAUAGGAGCUGAGGGGACAUAGUGAGGUGUGACCAGAAGACAAGAGUGCGAGCCUUCUGUUAUGCCCGGACCGGGCCACCAGAGGGCUCCUUGGUCUAGCGGUGAUGCCAGCGUCUGGGAAGAUGCCUGUUACCAGGCGGAUCGUGGUCCAGCAGUAGCAAAAGGUGUCAAGGAACAACACCCGAUACUUAGCAGACCAGGAAAGGGCGGGGGGGGGGGGGGUCUCCCUUUCCCCGGGGGAGUUUAGAGAAGACUCUGCUCCUCCACCUCUUGUGGAGGGCCUGACAUCAGUCAGGCUCGCCUGCAGUUAUCCGGAGGCCUAACCGUCUCCCUGUGAUGCUGUGCUUCAGUGGUCACGCUCCUAGUCCGCCUUCAUGUUUCAUCCUGUACACCUGGCUCUGCCUUCUAGAUAGCAGUAGUAAAUUAGUAAAAAUACUAAUAGUCCCUGAUAUGCGGAAAUAAUGGCAUAAGCUGUCUUUCUCUCUGUCUCCUCUCCCUCUCUGCCUCGGCUGCCAGGCAGGGAAGGGCCCCCUGUCCAGUGGACACGUGACCCACGUGACCUUACCUAUCAUUGGAGGUGACUCACAUUCUUUACCCUGCCCCUUCUGCCUUGUAUCCAAUAAAUAACAGCGCAGCCAGACAUUCGGGGCACUACUGUUCUCCGCGCAUUGGUGGUAGUGGUCCCCCAGGCCCAGCUGCCCUUUCUCUUA